Molecule: messenger RNA, 3267 nt
Organism: Trematomus bernacchii (emerald rockcod)
Lineage: Eukaryota; Metazoa; Chordata; Actinopteri; Perciformes; Nototheniidae
Gene: ap1b1
Product: adaptor related protein complex 1 subunit beta 1
Exons: 22
Coding region: 122-2968 (948 amino acids)
Biological process (GO): intracellular protein transport; vesicle-mediated transport
Cellular component (GO): membrane coat; clathrin adaptor complex
Molecular function (GO): clathrin binding
Source: RefSeq, a predicted model, not a curated record
AUCACAGCCAUCCCUACGACGCCUGUCACGGUAAGGUGUUUGUGGAGAUUUCCUCUUCAAAUUCAUCCCGAAGCCACUCUAAUUUUAACUCCAGAAGGAGAAUCGACAAUUUGGAUCCAAGAUGACGGACUCCAAGUACUUCACCACAACCAAGAAAGGGGAGAUCUUCGAGCUCAAGGCGGAGCUAAACAGUGAUAAGAAGGAGAAGAAGAAAGAGGCUGUGAAGAAGGUCAUUGCAUCCAUGACAGUUGGCAAGGAUGUCAGUGCUCUGUUCCCGGAUGUUGUGAACUGCAUGCAGACGGACAACCUGGAGCUGAAGAAGCUGGUCUACCUGUACCUGAUGAACUACGCCAAGAGUCAGCCAGACAUGGCUAUCAUGGCUGUUAACACCUUCGUAAAGGACUGUGAAGACCUGAACCCUCUGAUCCGGGCCCUUGCUGUUCGUACAAUGGGUUGCAUCCGUGUGGACAAGAUCACAGAGUACCUCUGUGAGCCGCUGAGGAAAUGUCUGAAGGAUGAAGACCCGUAUGUGAGGAAGACCGCCGCUGUGUGUGUCGCAAAGCUCCAUGAUAUCAACGCCCAGCUGGUGGAGGACCAAGGCUUCCUGGACACCCUGAAAGACCUCAUCUCUGACUCCAACCCCAUGGUUGUAGCGAACGCAGUGGCAGCGCUGUCGGAGAUAGCAGAGUCUCACCCCAACAGCAAUCUACUGGACCUGAACCCUCAGACCAUCAACAAGUUGCUGACGGCUUUGAACGAGUGCACAGAGUGGGGACAGAUAUUCAUUCUCGACUGCCUGGCCAAUUACUCACCUCGUGAUGACCGAGAGUCCCAGAGCAUCUGUGAGCGUGUGACCCCACGGCUCUCCCACGCCAACUCUGCAGUGGUGUUGUCAGCCGUUAAAGUUUUAAUGAAGUUCAUGGAGAUGCUGCCCAAAGACUUGGACUACUAUGGCACCCUACUGAAGAAGCUCGCCCCCCCACUGGUCACGCUCCUCUCUGCUGAGCCCGAGUUACAAUAUGUGGCCCUUCGAAACAUCAACCUCAUCGUACAGAGACGCCCAGAGAUCCUGAAACACGAGAUGAAGGUUUUCUUUGUGAAGUACAAUGACCCAAUCUAUGUGAAACUGGAGAAGCUGGACAUCAUGAUCCGCCUAGCAUCUCAAGCUAACAUCGCCCAGGUUCUGGCUGAGCUGAAGGAGUACGCCACUGAGGUGGAUGUGGACUUUGUCCGUAAAGCAGUCAGGGCCAUUGGCCGCUGUGCCAUCAAAGUAGAGCAAUCAGCGGAGCGCUGCGUCAGCACGCUGCUUGACCUCAUCCAGACCAAGGUCAACUAUGUGGUGCAGGAGGCCAUCGUGGUCAUCAAGGACAUCUUCCGCAAGUACCCCAACAAGUACGAGAGUGUGAUUGCCACCCUGUGUGAACACCUGGAGUCUCUGGACGAGCCUGAGGCCCGGGCCGCUAUGAUCUGGAUCGUGGGAGAGUACGCUGAGCGCAUCGACAACGCCGACGAGCUGCUGGAGAGCUUUUUGGAGGGAUUCCAUGAUGAAAGCACUCAGGUGCAGUUGCAGCUGCUGACGGCAAUUGUCAAGUUGUUCCUGAAGAAGCCCACGGAGACCCAGGAGCUCGUGCAGCAGGUGUUAAGCCUGGCUACACAGGACUCCGAUAACCCCGACCUCAGGGACCGCGGGUACAUCUACUGGCGUCUGCUCUCCACAGACCCAGUGGCUGCCAAGGAGGUGGUCCUGGCUGAGAAGCCCCUGAUCUCUGAGGAGACGGAUCUGAUCGAGCCCACCCUGCUGGAGGAGCUCAUCUGCCACAUCGGGACUCUGGCUUCCGUCUACCACAAGCCCCCCAGUGCCUUCGUGGAGGGCAGCCGCGGCGUUCAGCACAAGAGACUCACCAGCAGCGCGGGAUCUGGGGAGAGUGUUGAGAGCCCAGAUACGGGUUCUGCUGCUGUUUCUGAGGCGCCCCCCGCUGUCAUCCCAUCCCAGGGAGACCUCCUGGGAGAUCUGCUUAAUCUGGACCUGACCCCCCCCACCAGCACCGGACCCCCACCAACCGCCGCCCCUGGCAUGCAGCUGGGAGCUAUGGACCUUCUGGGUGGAGGACUGGACAGCCUGCUUGGUGGAGACAUUGGAGGAAGUCCUGCUAUGGGGGCUGGUUUCGGUGCUCCUCCGGCUGCAAUGCCAGCUUCCUUCAACGCCCCCAUCAGCGGCGGUCUGGACGACCUGUUUGAUCUCGGAGGCGGUGGUGGUAUGACGAUGGGAACCUACAUCCCCCCUAAAUCAGUUUGGCUGCCAGCCAUGAAGGCCAAAGGUCUGGAGAUAUCGGGCACUUUUGUCCGCCGCUCUGGGGUCAUCCAAAUGGAGAUGACACUCAAUAAUAAAGCUAUGAGUGUCAUGAGUGAUUUUGCCAUCCAGUUCAACAGAAACAGCUUUGGUCUGGCUCCGGCUGGUCCCCUCCAGAUCCUCACUCCCAUCAGUCCAAACCAGAGCAUUGAGGCCGCGCUGCCGCUCAGCACCGUGGGGCCCGUCAUGAAGAUGGAGCCGCUCAACAACCUGCAGGUGGCUGUGAAGAACAACAUUGACGUAUUCUACUUCAGCUGCCAGUACCCCAUCAGCAUGCUGUUCCUGGAGGACGGGAAGAUGGAGCGACAGGUGUUCCUCGCCACAUGGAAAGACAUUCCUAAUGAGAACGAGUCCCAGUUUCAGAUCAAAGACUGCCAUCUCAACUCAGAUGCAGCCUCCAACAAACUGCAAGGUAGCAACAUCUUCACCAUAGCUAAGCGUACCGUGGAGGGACAGGACAUGCUGUAUCAGUCGAUGAAGCUCACCAACGGCAUCUGGGUGCUGGCUGAGCUGAGGGUGCAGGCGGGAAACCCAAACUACACAAUCUCUCUGAAGUGCAGAGCUCCGGAGGUUUCUCAGUGUGUUUUCCAGAACUACGAGACAGUGCUGAAGAACUGAAGCCCCCCCCCCCCCCCCCCCCCCACAGCUGACCCGCGGACCAUGUUACAACCUCUCGCAGUGCAGGAGCCACUUCCUGCUGUGUUGGCAAAUUCUUCUGGUUAAUCAUUUUCUCUCUGUCCCGGUUCCACCCGUCAACCGGUUGUUUUUCUUUCCUCAGCCUGCAGAACAAAACCCUUCUUCCCUGUCUGGCUGGACUCAUCAUGUCCCUCUCUUGAGUGUGUUUGCUAUAAAAUAGUUUCAGGACAUUUUCUCUCAAUACAUUUUCUUUCACUUCGUGCUGGUCCUGCACUCAGUGA